Messenger RNA from Ictalurus punctatus (channel catfish), 1950 nucleotides. RefSeq lists its product as uncharacterized. The record is from RefSeq and is a predicted model, not a curated record. The transcript has a single exon. The coding region runs from base 1 to 1950 and encodes 649 amino acids. Lineage: Eukaryota; Metazoa; Chordata; Actinopteri; Siluriformes; Ictaluridae.
AUGAGCAUAUCAUCAGCAUAUCCAACUCCUUACAUCCACUCACUUACAAGACCCCAUUUCCAUCCCUAUCCUAUCCCCACUGCCCCAUCUCCGUCCCUAUCCUAUCCCCACUGCCCCAUCUCCGUCCCUAUCCUACCCCCACUGCCCCAUCUCCGUCCCUGUUCCAUCACCACUGCCCCAUCUCCGUCCCUGUCCUAUCCCCACUGCCCCAUCUCCAUCCCUAUACCUUCCCCACUGCCCCAUCUCCGUCCCUAUCCUAUCCCCACUGCCCCAUCUCCGUCCCUAUCCUAUCCCCACUGCCCCAUCUCUGUCCCUGUCCCUUCCCCACUGCCCCAUCUCUGUCCCUGUCCCUUCCCCACUGCCCCAUCUCCGUCCCUGUUCCAUCCCCUCUGCCCCAUCUCCAUCCCUGUCCCUUCCCCACUGCCCCAUCUCCGUCCCUGUUCCAUCCCCUCUGCCCCAUCUCCAUCCCUAUCCUAUCCCCACUGCCCCAUCUCCGUCCCUGUCCCUUCCCCACUGCCCCAUCUCCGUCCCUGUUCCAUCCCCUCUGCCCCAUCUCCAUCCCUGUCGCUUCCCCACUGCCCCAUCUCCAUCCCUGUCCCUUCCCCACUGCCCCAUCUCCGUCCCUGUUCCAUCACCACUGCCCCAUCUCCGUCCCUGUCCUAUCCCCACUGCCCCAUCUCCAUCCCUAUACCUUCCCCUCUGCCCCAUCUCCAUCCCUAUCCUAUCCCCACUGCCCCAUCUCCGUCCCUAUCCUAUCCCCACUGCCCCAUCUCCGUCCCUAUCCUAUCCCCACUGCCCCAUCUCCGUCCCUGUUCCAUCACCACUGCCCCAUCUCUGUCCCUGUCCCUUCCCCACUGCCCCAUCUCCGUCCCUAUCCUAUCCCCACUGCCCCAUCUCCAUCCCUAUACCUUCCCCACUGCCCCAUCUCCGUCCCUGUCCCUUCCCCACUGCCCCAUCUCCGUCCCUAUCCUAUCCCCACUGCCCCAUCUCCAUCCCUGUCCCUUACCCACUGCCCCAUCUCUGUCCCUGUCCCUUCCCCACUGCCCCAUCUCCGUCCCUAUCCUAUCCCCACUGCCCCAUCUCCAUACCUAUCCUAUCCCCACUGUCCCAUCUCUGUCCCUGUCCCUUCCCCACUGCCCCAUCUCUGUCCCUGUCCCUUCCCCACUGCCCCAUCUCCGUCCCUGUUCCAUCCCCUCUGCCCCAUCUCCAUCCCUAUCCUAUCCCCACUGCCCCAUCUCCGUCCCUGUCCCUUCCCCACUGCCCCAUCUCCGUCCCUGUUCCAUCCCCUCUGCCCCAUCUCCAUCCCUGUCCCUUCCCCACUGCCCCAUCUCCAUCCCUGUCCCUUCCCCACUGCCCCAUCUCCGUCCCUGUUCCAUCGCCACUGCCCCAUCUCCGUCCCUGUUCCAUCCCCACUGCCCCAUCUCCAUCUCUGUUCCAUUGCCACUGCCCCAUCUCCAUCCCUGUCCCUUCCCCACUGCCCCAUCUCCAUCCCUAUACCUUCCCCACUGCCCCAUCUCCGUCCCUGUUCCAUCGCCACUGCCCCAUCUCCAUCCUUAUACCUUCCCCACAUAUCCACAUAUCCCCCAUAUCCAGCAACCCUAUCUUCAUCCCUACCCCAUUCCCCAGUGCCCCGUCAUCUUUCCCAUCCCAUCCCCAACAGGCCCAAUCCUAAUUCUUAAUGCCAUCCCUGAAAGGCCCAUAUUGAUCUCCACCCCAUGCUCUCGUCUCCUUCACCAUACCUACAGCCCCUUCUUCAUUCCUACCCCAUGCUCAUGUGGCCCACCUUCAUUCACAACAUAUCCCAGCAACCCCAUCAUCAUUCUUAUCCCAUCCCCAUGUGUCCCAUCUCCUUCUCCAUCCCAUCCCUGCAGCCCCAUCUUUAUUUCUACCCCAACUCCUUCCACAUCCCAUUCUCCACAGGCCCAAUCUUUAUUCCCACCCCAUCACUAA